AUCUACGUAAUUUUACGUGAUGCGUUUUUGGUUGACGACCCAUCCACAUUCCACCCGGGUGGUUAUGACAACUUCUCGGUUAUCCAUUCGACCCAUCCGGAACUGGAACCAGUUCAACGGUUUGAACCGAUUCCAGCUUGUGCGGGUUCUAUGUGUUAA
Messenger RNA from Ambispora leptoticha, 159 nucleotides. The record is from the annotation of a GenBank genome assembly. Lineage: Eukaryota; Fungi; Glomeromycota; Glomeromycetes; Archaeosporales; Ambisporaceae.